Molecule: messenger RNA, 1314 nt
Organism: Anoplopoma fimbria (sablefish)
Lineage: Eukaryota; Metazoa; Chordata; Actinopteri; Perciformes; Anoplopomatidae
Gene: c13h9orf78
Product: chromosome 13 C9orf78 homolog
Exons: 9
Coding region: 86-964 (292 amino acids)
Biological process (GO): mRNA splicing, via spliceosome
Cellular component (GO): spliceosomal complex
Source: RefSeq, a predicted model, not a curated record
GUUUUCCCCUCAACAUCCAACCAUCUGCUAUCGUCAAGCGCGAUUUGUUUUUCGAGAGGUCCGAGUUAUCAUUUAACUGAAAAGUAUGCCGAGUGGAAAAAACUUCAGGAGGAGAAGAGACUCGUCAGAUGUGGAGGAAGAUGAAACAACUAUAGAAGUCAGAUCAAAACUAGAAGAGGCGAAAGAGCUGCAGAGUUUGCGAAAACGACAGACCGGAGUCAGUGUGACCGCCCUGUUGGUUGGGGAGAAACUGCCACCAGAGGAUGAAAUUGAUAAUGACCCUUUUAAACUGAAGACUGGAGGAGUUGUAGACAUGAAGAAAGCCAAAGACAGGAAUAGGGACAUGACAGAAGAGGAGACGGACCUGAACCUGGGAACUUCCUUCUCUGCUGAAACUAACAGAAGAGAUGAGGAUGCGGACAUGAUGAAAUAUAUUGAGACAGAGCUGAAAAAGAAGAAGGGGUUGGUGGAAGCCGAGGAACAGAAAGUUAAGGUGAAAAAUGCAGAGGACCACCUGUAUGAGUUGCCUGAGAGCAUCCGAGUCAAUUCUGCCAAGAAGACAGAGGAGAUGUUGUCCAACCAGAUGCUGAGUGGGAUCCCUGAAGUCGAUCUUGGCAUCGACGCAAAGAUAAAGAACAUUAUCCAAACAGAGGAUGCAAAAGCCAAACUUCUGGCGGAACAAAGAAACAAGAAAAAAGACCAAGGCACAUCAUUCGUACCCACCAACAUCGCCGUCAACUACGUCCAGCACAAUCGCUUCUAUCGUGAGGAUGUGAACGCACCACAGAGGCACCACAGACACCGAGAGGAACCCAAAGCAAGGCCGCUGCGUGUGGGAGACACUGAGAAACCGGGUCCAGAGGAAGUUACAACACCAGCCAACUUCCGCAAACGUCCAAACAACGAAAAGGCCACAGAUGACUACCAUUAUGAGAAGUUCAAGAAGAUGAAUCGACGUUAUUGAGGAGCUGGAUUACAGUUUUUUUCAAGAAUAAUUUACUCAAUUUGAUGUCCAUCUUUAUAAAGAUUGAAGCAUCCAGAUGAGCCAUGAAGAUAAUUUUGCAGACUGUUUUUCUCAAACAACCAGAGGACUCCCAAGCCUUUGUAAAUAUUGUAAAAAGCUUAUUGUGGUUAACUGUAAACAGUACAUUUGCUUUUUGAUGUGUCAUGUUUAAGGAGAAUUACACAUUUUUUAGAUCAAGUGGUGUUCCUCCCCUGGAUUGUGAUCAAUAUGCUUUUUAUUCUGUUAAAUGUUGACUUUUAGUUGUCUUGUGUAUUUAGGGCUUUCAAAAGAAUAAAAAAAAAAAGUAAAAC